Molecule: messenger RNA, 924 nt
Organism: Acaulospora colombiana
Lineage: Eukaryota; Fungi; Glomeromycota; Glomeromycetes; Diversisporales; Acaulosporaceae
Source: the annotation of a GenBank genome assembly
AUGCCUCGUAAAGAAAGGCUCCGCCCCAAAGCCCGAGUCACCUCCACUGUGAGCGUGCCUCUCGGCAAAAACGGAAAUCCGAGGACAGUCGAGCAACUCCGUGUCCUGAGAGAAAGGCGAGAGAAGCAAAGGGCUGAAGAAGAUAAGGAAAUGGAGGUUGAAAUGGCGGCGGCGACAGCCGCAGAAGAGGAGAGGAUUAAAAAGGAGCGCAAAAGACUAAAGCAACAAGAAGAGCGACAAAAGAGACGGGAGGAACUCGAUCGCAAAAGACGUGAGCGAGAGAACAUGACAAAAAUCCGCCAUGCACCAGCUGCAGACAAGUACAUCAAAGAGGUGACAUCCUUGGUUGAGAAGUAUAAAAACGUUCGCUGUGACCUUUGCAUCCAAAACAAUGCCGUUUGUGCAUGGAGCAAGUUACCUCUCAGCUUUCGUUGUGAUCGGUGCUCCAUUGCUGGAAGAUCGAUGAACUGUAUUGUAGACAACGACGGGGUCAAGAAACGAAGGGACGAAUGGUGGAAGCCGUUUCCCAGGGGGUUCCAGGUCAACCCACCCUUCAUAAUCCAUCCAGCCGGGUCCUCCGAAGAGGUUCAAAACCAAUUAAAUCUAGAGGCAGAUGAUGUGAUGGUACAUUCGCCCAUGGACCCUGCAGCUGUUGGACAAGAAAUUGGUGACAAGCUCGACACAAUAUUGGAUACUUUGCGUCAUAUAUUAGGAAUCCAAGAGAGGAUACUUGGUAUCGGUGCUAAAUCGGUCCCAGAGACGGAUGCAACCUCUGCAAUUUAUGAGCUAUCCUUAUCAUUGAGCUUAUUCAAAUGCGAGCGCUCCGAUGCGGGCUCUAUUACCGCGAGCAUAGCCGUAUUAAAAGCCAUGUUGUUGAAAGGUCCGCCGCCCACAAAGGCCACCACCCCACAGAUCAUUCCUUAA